AUGAUACAAGUACAAGUUAAUGAUAGAUUGGGUAAAAAAAUAAAAGUAAAAUGUUUACCUACAGAUACAAUCGAAGAUUUAAAAAAAGUGUUAUCCUUACAAAUAGGAACCUCUUUUGACAAACUUGUGUUGAAAAAGGGUCACCAAAUUUAUAAGGACCAUAUUACUUUAGAGGAUUAUGAAGUUCAUGAUGGUUUUAAUUUUGAACUUUAUUAUGUAUGA
Messenger RNA from Lodderomyces oxycetoniae, 222 nucleotides. Its product is annotated as ubiquitin-like protein. The transcript has a single exon. Gene Ontology annotation, molecular function: protein tag activity; protein binding. Gene Ontology annotation, cellular component: nucleus; cytoplasm. Gene Ontology annotation, biological process: mRNA splicing, via spliceosome; protein modification process. Lineage: Eukaryota; Fungi; Ascomycota; Pichiomycetes; Serinales; Debaryomycetaceae. The coding region runs from base 1 to 222 and encodes 73 amino acids. The record is from RefSeq and is a predicted model, not a curated record.